Molecule: messenger RNA, 2758 nt
Organism: Macrosteles quadrilineatus (aster leafhopper)
Lineage: Eukaryota; Metazoa; Arthropoda; Insecta; Hemiptera; Cicadellidae
Exons: 3
Coding region: 90-563 (157 amino acids)
Biological process (GO): regulation of synaptic transmission, cholinergic; positive regulation of voltage-gated potassium channel activity; sleep
Source: RefSeq, a predicted model, not a curated record
UUGGUGUUUCUGUUUACUUUCAAUAGUAGUGUCAGUUACUUACGUUUUGUUAUAUUAUUAAACACAUAUUAUUUUGUUUCUCUACAAAAAUGAAACACAAUUUAAGAUAUACUGCGUUCACUGUAUGCCUGGUAUCAUGCAUUUUAAUAUCGACUAGCGAUGCAGUUCGUUGUUAUCAGUGUUCUUCUCAUCAAGAUCCCAAGGGAGAGGACAACUGCGGCGCAUACGAGAAGUUUCAGAAGGACCGGCACAUAGCUGUGGAUUGUAAUAGUGACGAAACUGUUGCUCCAGGGUCCUUUUGCAUGAAGAUAACGCAACAAGGCCCCCGAGGAUUUAUUUGGGAUGGUCGGUGGAGACAGGUGAUCCGACGAUGCGCUUCAGUGGCUGACACUGGAGUUACAGGUGUCUGCAACUGGGGUGUUUAUGAAAACGGAAUCUAUUGGGAAGAAUGUUACUGUGCGGAGGAUGGUUGUAACGGGUCAACCACAGUUUCUGGCAACAUAGCCAGUAUCGCCACUCUGACAGCACUCAGUGCCUUCAUGUACUGUAGGUUUUUUAUAUAGUUCAACAUCGUACCUUUUAAGGCAAGUCUUAAUUUUUUGAAUAGGUAGGCUAUAUUUGAGUCAAACAUGUUAAUUAGUCGGAUUAACUUUUGCCAAAUGUAUCUGCUACCCAAAAAUAAAAUAGGAUCAUUAGUUUUAUUGUGUGUAUAUUAUUUACAAAAGUAAUUCUGUUUUAUUAGUAUGUGCCUUCUUGAUUUAUUUGCUUAUAAAUAGGCAUAGGCAAAGUGAAUGAUUGAAACUCUAAGAGAAACUAAUGUAUUUAUAAUUUUACACAAUGCAUUUCAUUUCUUGUUUACACUUCUGAGAAUUUGGAUUUAGAUCUGAAACGGUUAGUGAUCUGUUACCACUCAAAAUAUUCUAGAUAAUAUCUGAAUCAAGCAGAUAUUGCAGUACUGCUGCAGUCUGUUACAUAUUCACAAGCAAGCUCCUAGGGCUCUAAAUGUCAAAUGUGUGAUUUGUAAAACUUGUAUUUAUGUAAUUAUGUUUCCAUAGAGUAUUAUGGGUUAUGCUCUUACACUAUCAUUAAACUGCAUUAUGGGCAUGUUAAAUUUAAUCAUUAGUUCUAUUUAACCUCACAAUGUAUUGGUUUACAUUAUGUUUUAAUUGACUCACAUUUUAGCAGUGUUUAUCUAAAUAUUGUAUUGUUUUGUUAUUUUUGUGAAUCCCUUUUGUAAACAUUUAUUCUCUCAUGACCUCUUGUAAAUACCACUGGUGUAAAAAAAUUGUGAAUUUGUUAUAAUUUUUGUAUAGUAGUACAAACUGAGUACAAUUUGUUUUUAAUUCAAACAGAAAUAUUAUCUUUAAAUCUUAUAUUUAGAACAAUAGGCCCUAAUAAGUUAUAUUUUUAUAGUGUUUUAAAAUGGUAAUAUAUUUCAAAAAUACAGUGUUUUAUUAAGUGUUUAUGAUUAGCUGAUAAGUUGGACUUAUAAGACAGUAUAAUUUAAUAAUUGUCUAAGAUUUUAUAUGAAGAUCAACUCCGGUUGAGAAAGAAAAAAAUUAUAAAAUUAACGGGCUAGUUGUGAAUAACCUUAACUCGUCUUAAUUCAAGUUGAUUGGUACAAUUUGAAUGAGCAAGUAAAUUAAGCUGUUUUGUAUUUUCAUCCUCAUAUUUUCUAAUGCAUAAUAUGUGCCACGUAUCAAUUUAUGUAUUAAAUAGCAAAUUCUGAUUUAUGUUCAUCAGAAUUCCCAAACCAUUGAAAUAUUGUUGUUAACUAUUAUAACAUGCUAUUAUUUAUCAUCAAGUCGCACAUUAAUUAUUUAAUUUGCUGUAGGUUCAAAUUAGUAUUAUUAAACAAAUACACAUAAUUUUAAAUGUGUAAGUGUUCCUUUGUGUACCAAUUAGUGAAUACAUCUUAUUUUUGUAAAUUAGUGUUUUGUUAUAUUUGUUACAUGCACAGACCUACAUAUGGAAAUGUAUAUACAUUGGAAAAGAAAAUGCAUAGUAUAAUAGUAUUGCUCCUGAAAUAAUUUGUAUUUUUUUAUAUUUGCUUUCUUUAUAUAUUUUCUUAAGUUUUUAUUAAUAAUAUUUUAUGUAUUUUUUUACUAAACAGUAUUGCUGGUAUUUUUUUCUAUUAAAUGUUGUUUUCCUGUCUUUCUUUUACAAACAAAGAAACAGGCAGACUUUUUACCUCCGAAUUAGAUUUUUUUUAAAUGGUUUUCCUUGGUUGUGUAUAUGGUUCUAACAUAUAAAUUAAAUAUUUAGCUUUUUUCCUUGUUAAGAAGAUGUGUCUUAAAUUUAAGUAUUCCGUCCAUUCUUGUGAAUAAAACAGUGUUUUGUAAGUUAUAUUAAAUUGUUUUCUCAAAAUAUUUUCAUUAUUCCACAAUUGAAAUUUUGAUAAAUGUAUUUUUAAUCAAUAUGUUUUGUCUUUGAUUAUUUUUUAAACCAAGUGCACUUACCUAUAUUACAACAAGUGUACUAAAAUUUAAGUGUCCGUCCAUUCAUGUAAAUUAAAUUGUAUUUUGUAUAUUUAUAUUAAUUAAAUGUUUAAAUUAUUUUACAAAAUAGUGUUGUUCUUUUUCCAAAUGGUCUCUGAGAUAUUAAACUAAUACUUACUUAAUCAUUAUAAUACCAUAAUACUGGUAUUAAAAUAGCCAGAGUCAACUUGUUAACUGGGUUUUGUGGUUCGAAACAAUAAAGAAAAUAACUUUUGACAUUUUAUUAUAAAAGAAUUGUUAAAUAAAUAAAAUAUGACUAA